AUGGAGGAAGCUUUAACAGCUUUAAAAGAGAAUAGCAUUUCUUAAGCAAUAAAAAAAUUUGAAAGACAAAAAAUUGAGAAUGAAGGAGCUAAAGUUCUUCUAAGUAAAAUUAAUGAGUUUUACUAAUCAUAAAGAGAGAUGGCUUGUAAUUGGAUAGUUGGAAAGGAACAAAUUUCAUCAGAAUGUAAAUUUCGAGCGUAUAAUAUCUUAGGUAUCAACUUAUAUAUAAUAAGGUUGUACCUUAGAUUAAGAAAAAGAGAAAUUGACAAAUUUUACAUUCGCAUUAAAAAUCGGUAUUAACAAUCAUUUUGACAUCUCUGACACUCUGAUAAAUUUUCAAAAGAUGUGUCUACGUUUCUAAAAAUAUGAACUCAUCAUAAAAUAUGCUAAAUAUUCCAAUUCAUUUGAAGGAAGACAUAAAGUAGUAGCCUUAUACAAUUAAGCUAAAGGACAUCUUGGGUUAAAUCAAAUAACAUAAUGCAAAGAAUAUUCGCAAUUUGCUUAUUAAGAAUGUAGAAAGCUUUAUGGGCCGAAAGAUUCUAUGACCUUACGUUUAGAAGAAUAUUUAAAUCUAUUAGAAUAAAACUUAGAUUUAUGUUAAAACUAUCGAGCGCCUAAUGAUCUCAAUCAAUCAAGAUUAUCACUUUAGAAUAGUUAAUUAGGAACUAAUUCAAAUUUUGUUAAAACUUUUACCUAAUUUGAUAUUCCAAAUAUAUUAAAUGAAGUCAAAAGGGAAGACCCUAAUACAUAAGAAUUAAGAGCAGAGUUUUGUUAUUAAAAUAAAAAAACAAAUACAAUAGAGAACUAAAUUUUCUGUCGCGAUUUAAUCUAAGAGUUUUUCGGUUUUGCAGAUAUCUCUAUAAUAAUAAGGAAUAUAAAGCCUAAUUCAACUUGCUCAGCAUUAUUUUAAGACUAUUAAAAUGUUCUCUAAGAAAUUCUAGAUGAAGGGGAGAUAUAAAAUAAUAAAAUAUCUCAAAUAAACAACAUUUCAGAUGAAACUACUAAAAACAAUGCGUUUACAUACUAAUUAACGCCUCAAAAUGAGAAUAAUAUAUCUUAAUUAGAUAAAAUGAUCUAUCUUUAAAGAGCAUAAAUUUAAGGCUUUCUUAUCUAAAGUGUUUAAAAAGAUAUCAAUUUAAAAUUAGAUGAAAAGCUAUUCUAAUAUCAAGUCAAAGGGUCUAAAUCAAAACAAGAUGAAAUAAAUGAUUUCUUCCAGAAUCUGAAAAAUACUUUGGAUAAUAUUGUAAUAUUAACAUAUCAAUGCUAAUCCGAGGUAGAAGCAGUUAGAAUUCUAAGCAUUUUAAAAUAAAAGAUUAUUUAUAAAAAUAUUAGCAAACAGCUGAAUGUAGAAGAUUUAGAUAUAAUGUUAUCAUAUGAAAUCAAUCUUAGUGAUUUUUCAAUUUAUCCUACUUUAUUAAUAUAGGCUUAAAAAUUAAAAUCAAAUACAAACUCAAUUAUCGUAAUUUGUAAGCUAAAAAAUCCAUUUAACCUUUAGUAACUCUAGAAUUAGUUUCAAGGGUUGGUCUAAAAAUCUUAAUAUUUAUAAUUAAUAAAGGAUUAAUUUGAUAUAGAACUUGCAUUUAAUCCUGAUGUAAAUGCUAUAGAUCAAAAAAUAAAGUAACUUGAGUAGAAUGAAGAAUAGUUUGAGAUAUCAGUAUCUUAACCAGAACUUAAUGUUGGAAAUAAAAAAAUGUUUGUUGUUAAUUCAGUAAUUUAAUUCUGGAUGGAUACUAAGACUUAAUCGAUGGAUGAAGUUCAAUAAAUAUUUACAAGAAUAAAAAAUUUAAUAUAUUAAAUCUAUUUUCCAACCCUGAAUAUUACUGUAAAUGAUGAAAAGCAAAUGAAAUUAUGGUAAAAUUUCUUAUAUCAAUUUCAUCCUAAUAAUCCAAAAGAAUCUUACAUUAUUAAUACAUAGUUAUUAAUAGAAAUAUAAGGAGAGUCUACCAAAAUAGAAGGCAAAUAUAAAUCAAUUACAAAAGAUUUAACAGAAUUUUAGUUUAAAAGAUUUUCCUUUGAUGUUCAAGAAGCUAUUGCGAAAGCUCUAGCAGAAGAACAAAAUUUUGAAAAUCAAUUUAAAUCUAGUUUAGAAAGAAUUUCGAAAAAAUAGGGUCAAUGUCUAAUUUAAAUUGUUGGGAUUAGUAGUAAUAAAAUUUUAGUUGACGUCUAUGUAAAUGAUAAAACAAAAUUAAAUAAUAUUUAAAAUGAUCUUUAAAAAGAUUUCUUUGAUAAAUUAUGUAUCCAUGUAGAAAAGAACCUUGACAUUGAUGAUUUAUAUGCUUAUUUAGGAAUGGAGAAAUAAUAGUUCAAAGCUGAAUAUGAAGUCGAAGUACAUAAGUGUAAUAAAGAGUAUAUAUUCAUUUCCUUAAAUCUACUUUUGGAUGAGGUCAAACAACUAAUUGAGUUCACAAAAUAAGAUCUAAAAGAAAACAUAAAAACUAAAUGUAUUGAGUGCUUAAAUACCCUUGUAUUUGUUGAAUUAAGAAAAAAGUAUGUACAUGAAUCAACUUACGGAAAUGAGGAAAUUAAAAUCAAUUUUGCCUAAAAUAACAAAAUCAUAAUCAAAGUUUAGAAAUAAGAGUUAUUAAAAACAACAUCUGAGACAAUUGUUUCUAAUAUGAAGAUACUUGAAAAUUAAUUAAUAAGUAAAGUUUGUACAUUUUAAGAAAAACAGAUGAAAUUUUUCAAAAAGAAUUUCGAAUCUUAGUACAAAGAUGUAGAAAAUGAGAAGUCGGUUGCAAUAAAAUUUUAGACCAAUUAAUUUUCAAUAAUAUCUAAAGUCUUAUUCCAAGAUAAAAAACUGUAUCUGAUUUAGGCCAAUAUUAUUUCAUUAGAAUGCGAUGCUAUAGUAAAUUUUCAUUGUUCAAACAAAUACAAUUUGGGGGUUAGCAGUUUAACACAAGAAAUUUUAGAUUUUGGAGGUACAUUGUAUUAACAAUAUUUUCUUGAACUUUUAACAAACAAUAUUCCUUCAUUAAAUUUAAUUGAAAUCACAAUUUCUGAAUUAGGUUCAUUUCGAAAUAUCCGUUAUAUUAUCAAUUUAAUUAUUCCUUCUUAAAGCAUCUUGGGUAAUAAUAAUCCUUAAACAAUAUAAUAAAUUUUUGAUCGUCUGUUCGAUCACAUUUAAAACAAAUAUUAAAUCUCUAGAUUAGCUAUUCCGAUAUUUAAUAUUUGUGGAAAUACUUAUGCUUAAAAUAUUUAAACUUAUCUUAAUGCUAUAAUUUAGAGAUUAUUCAAUAAUGAACAUCCAGUCAACUAAAUAUAUUUAGCUGAAAUAGAUCAAUCAAGAAUUAAAAUUGUAGAUUCUGUACUUUCAGAUAUUUCAAAAAUUUCUCCAAAUAGUCACCCAAAAUAUUAAUGGCAAUGGAGAGAUAAAAUUAAUUUUGCAAAUUAUAAUGAGGAUAUCAAUAAAUAAAUAGAUGAUGCUUAUGAAAUAUUUGAAAAAUCCUAAUAAGAAAUAAUUAUUGAUUUAAAAUUUCAGAUUGAAAGCAAACCAAGUACUCAUUCUGUUGAUUUAAAAAAUUUAAAAAUAAAAGAAUUAUCAUCUAAUUUUGAAUAGAAAAUUAUAUUCCAAAGAUAAAAGAAUAAAAUAAGUUAUUUCAUUAACGAUGAAGAACUUGAAUAGGAACUAACAUAAUAUUUUAUCAAUAUGUACAAUAAAAAAUGUUAUUUAUUUGACAUCUUUUGGAAAAAUUUGUAAAUAGUUUUUAAUAACUAAGGCAUGUAUUAACUGAAUACAAAGACAAAUUAUUAAAGAAUAAUUUAAAAAAUUCCAUAUUAGCAAGGCAGAAUGGAAUCUAAAAUAACUUAUGAAUUGAAUAUUAAUUAGAUUUAAGAAUGCUAAAAUUAAAUUGUAAUUUAAUCUUUCGAUUCUGAUUUGAAUGAUAUGAUUUUAAAAGAGAUUAAGGAAAAAUUGUCGCAAUCUUUAACUACAUAACGCUUAGUUUUACCUUAAUUAAGCAAUAACGAAUUAAAAAAUUUUACUGGAUACAUAGAAAGCUUAGCUUAAAGUAUUCAAGGUAGAAUGAUGUCAGGAUAAACAAUUAAUGUUCAAAUUUUUAAAAAUAAAGAAAAAAAGUUGUUUCAACAAUUAGAAUUAGUCAAAACUUACGCAAAGGAAUAUCCUAAGAAUUGGAAAGCCUAAACAGAAAAUUACAUCAAAGUUCUCCUUGAUUAAAAUUCCUAGGAAUAUAAUAAAAUUAAAAAUCUUUUUUAGAAAACAGAUAAGGGAUCUAUCAAAGCUAUUUUUAGGAUAUAGAAUAAAGCAUUAUGGGAUAAUUAUAUUUUAGAAAGGAAAAAGUUAUUUGAUAUUUAUGAAAAAUAAAAAUAAUUAUUACUUCCAUAAGAACGGGAGAGAUAUCUAUGGCAUGGAGUAUCUUCAUAACACCCAUAAGUAAUAUACUUGAGUUUGGCAGAAGCUUUUGAUGUUUCAUAUAGUAGAGUAAUAAAUUUAAUGAAAAUAGGUUGGAUUAUGGGGAGAUGGUAUUUAUUUUGCUGAAAAUGCCUCAUACUCCAGAAAUUAUUCUUAUAAAAUAUAAACUCAGGAUGAUCCUAAAUAUGCUGGCAAUCUUGUAUUUUUAUGUUGCUUAGUUACAACUGGUAAAGCUGAAGAUAGACAAUAAAAUACUAAUAUUAGAAAACCAAGCGAUGGAUUUGAUUGUGUUACUGGAUUUACAAAUGGUAGCAACAUAUUCGUUAUAUAUUAAAUGCAUGUAAGAAGAGCAUACCCAGCAUAUGAAGUCAUAUAUUCAUGA
Molecule: messenger RNA, 4751 nt
Organism: Paramecium octaurelia
Lineage: Eukaryota; Ciliophora; Oligohymenophorea; Peniculida; Parameciidae
Source: the annotation of a GenBank genome assembly